Platichthys flesus (European flounder) is the source of this 2822-nucleotide messenger RNA. Its product is annotated as E3 SUMO-protein ligase ZBED1-like. Lineage: Eukaryota; Metazoa; Chordata; Actinopteri; Pleuronectiformes; Pleuronectidae. The coding region runs from base 1007 to 2494 and encodes 495 amino acids. The record is from RefSeq and is a predicted model, not a curated record. The transcript is spliced from 6 exons. Gene Ontology annotation, molecular function: protein dimerization activity.
UGGGAAUCGAGAACCGGUUCUUGUUUAGAACCGGUUCCCAGUGAACCAAUUCCUUGGAAUCGUUAGCGAAAUUCUUUAACGAUUCUGCUAACGGUUCCCUGUGCCGUUGCGCAUGCGCAAACUUUUUCAUCCAGACGGCAGCAAACAUGUCGACCAGGCAGAAGCGAUCUAAAGUCUGGUUGUAUUUCACACGACAAAAUGACAGCAACGCCACUUGCAACGCGUGCAAAAGGGCUAUUUCGUCGAAGGGAGGAAAUACCACCAAUAUGAUGAAGCAUUUGAACACGCAUGGAAUAAAGUUACAGGAGGUGUGUCAUGUGUUUGAUGCUUGCAGCAGCGCAGCUAACGAUAGCGCUGCAUCUCUUUCUAUCCAAGGUAAGCUCCUCAAACUUGUGUGAAGCAAUUUGCCUUUAUUGUGCAUAGUCGAUCGAGCUCCGGCAUUGGUCUCCCAUUAUCAGUGAUGGGCAGUAGCGACGUGAUAGCUCGGCGGCUACUGCAGCUACUGCGGCAACCCGGAGUAGCUCGGCGGCUACUGCGGCGUCGCUCGGCGCCACACGUCCCUGCUCCAGACCCUGUCUAUUGUGUUGGUGCCAUUUGUUUCAUUGUAUAAACCAGCUUUCACUAUGUAAAUAAUCUCCAUUUCCAUCCAUUUAAUUUAGCAGAUGAUGACUUUCAGAGUCAGGCAGGUUCAGAGGCUGGUAGUCGAUCUUGGUCAGAAGCUGCAGCUAGCAGGUCUUGUGCACCUCUGGCCAAUCCUUUCACCAUGGCAGGGAAAAAUAAAAUGACUGAAGAGAGGAUUAACGAAUGUCACCGAGCAGUGACUAAGUUUGUGGUGAAAGGUUUGCACCCUUUUACUACGGUAGUUGCCCCAGAUUUUCGGUAGGUUAAUUUGUUGUAUUUUGUCUGACAUGCCAGCUAAAAUAGAAUAUCAAAGUUGCUUGUUGUUAUUCUAACCAGCAUAGUUCUGUUCCAUUCCUUCAUCCCACUAUAUAUUUUCUAUAGGGAGAUGACAAAGAUUCUCAACCCAAGGUAUAAAGCCCCAAACAGAGACAGUUUGGCAAACCAACUGAUCCCUGCUUGGUAUGAGGUUGAAAAGAAGAAUCUUAUGUCAGAGCUGACACUUGUCAAGAAGGCAGCCAUCACUGCUGAUGGAUGGACAAGUUUCAGUCAAGACCAUUACCUAACAGUAACGCUGCACUGGGUCAGGGAUGGCCAGAAUAAGGAAAAAGUCCUGAAAACUAAGGCAGUGUACAAGGCACAGACAGGGCCAGCUGUGGCAGAGGAGAUAGAUGGGAUCCUGGAGGAGUUCAAAGUGAGGCAGAAGGUAGUGGCAGCCACCGUCGACAACGCAGCUAAUAUGAGUGUAGCCGUGAACACUCUUCACAUGACCAAGUUGCCAUGUUUCGCGCACACACUAAACCUCGGAGCUCAGAAACUGUAUAACUGUCAUACGAUUUCCAACUGGGUGGCAAGGAUUCGUUCUGUGGUUGUUUGGAUGAAGAGAUCCCACGUGGCCAAAGUUAUCCUCAAGGAAAAGCAAGAACUCCUCAAGCUGCCAAAGCACAUGCUCCUCUUGGAUGUGAAGACGAGAUGGAACUCCCUGUUUUUGAUGAUGGAAAGAUUCUGUGAGCAGUUUUCUGCCAUCCAAGCUGCAGCUAUAGAUCCACGGCUAAGAAAGCCAAUGCAAAAGGAUAAACUGGCCAUAAUGGCCAACGAGGACUUAAGGAAAGCAGAGGAGUUUGUGCUGCUGAUGCGGAAGCAUUACACAUCCACACUUGCUGUCUCCAGUGACAAAAGUCCAACCUGUGGCCAGAUACUGCCUAUCCUCCAGAAGUUGCAGAAACAUUACACAGUGCAGGCAGAUGACCCUGCUUUCGUGAGGAGCGUUAAAGAGAACAUUUGGAACGAUCUUUCAAAACGUUACCAGGAUGCUGAUGUCAAGGCAUUCCAGGAGGCGGCCACUGUGUUAGACCCCAGAUUCAAAUCCAAACUGGAUAGGGAUGAGAUCUGGGACAGGGUCAGGGAAGCAGCAGUGGCAGCAAACUCAGAGGCAGCUGCAGAUGAGCUGUCAGAGCAAGGAGAGACACAGAGGCAGGGGGAUAAAGAGGAGGAAGAAGAUGACUAUACACCAGCCGUAAAGCAGAGAAAAAAGACAGCAUUGGAGGAACGCUUUGAAGAGGAGGACCGUGAGCUGCAGGCCCUGCAACAACAACAGCUCCCUGAGUCCAUGGCCCAGAGAGUGCAUCAAGAGGUCCAGCUGUACAGAAGUCUGCCCUCCAUCCCCUCUACGAAUAACGCCACCCUUUGGUGGUGGGACCAGAGACACACUUUACCCCUGCUGUCAGGUCUAGCUGAGUCCUAUCUGUGUGUUCAGGCAUCCUCCACCCCAUCUGAGAGAGUGUUCUCCACGGCUGGAGACACAAUUAGUCCUGAGAGAUCCCGUAUCCUUCCGGAGAAAGCAGACAUGCUUAUUUUUCUGCACAAGAAUUGUUGAUUUUGUUGAUUACAAUUAAUGUUGGAGACUUGAUGGUAUUUGCCACUGCUAGUUUAAUUUUUGGCAGCUCAGUUUUCAUAUACCCUUUUUAAAAAAGGAAGGAGCAUUGUAGUUUCUAGUAACAUGUUUAAAUUAAACAGAGUAAGUUUUAUUUAAGUUAUAUAAGUUUUAUUUUAUCGUAAUUUCUACAGAAGAAUGUCAGGUUUAUCUUUAGUUCAAGAGGAAUACGUGAAUGUUUUUGGUUAUUUAAAAAAUGUAAAUGUUUAUGUAUACAUACUGUAUAUGGUGUGCAUCAUUAUAGAAAAUUAUAUAAAAGAAAAUUAAUGUA